UCCGACAGAGUCCCUCCGUGGGGGCAGCAGCCCCCCAGCCAAGAUCGGUGUGGGGGGGCAGGAUUAUUUCUCAGGCCCUGGUGGACAGAUGGGCGGGGAGUUCUCAGUGCUCCAGGCAGGGGGGGGCUAUGGGCAUUCAGCCCCUCUGGGGCAAGGACUGGCUGUGCGGGGCCCAGGGGGCCCUGUCUCCAGAGGGGGGGCAGCUGGAGGUGAGCAGGAGCUAAGGGCUGGCCCAGAUGACACCACUCUCCCAGUGCACGGUGGGUUACACCGAGCCUGGAUUAGAUUGUGGGGCGGCCGGCAGAGGAGCGCCUGGCCUCCGCCAGCCUGGAGGCUGGGUCAAAAGUACAAGGGGCUCCCCAGCAUCCCGGGGGCCGUUUGGAGCAGGGGGCAUCUGAGGGGAGCAGAGAUCCCUAACCAGCAGGGAGGGGCUGUGUGUGGGGCUGGUGCCGGUGGGUUUGGGGAGCCCAGACGCUGCGGUGGGGGUGUGGGAGGGCAGGGAGAGAGGGGCAGAGCAUGAGGGAGAUCUCGUCCUCCCUGGGGAGCAAGGGAACAGGUCGUUCCUUUGGCUGGCGGCCAGCGGGUGAGAGGCAGGGGGCCCUUUCCCUAGUCGCACGUAGCGUCUCCCUCCUGCCCUGGGCUGAGAGUGGGCACGGCGCCAGCCUUGCCUUGUGUAAUCUGUUAUGUAGCCACGGCUGGGCCGUCCCAGAACACUUCAUUUCCUGUGCAAAGCACGCUGGGCUGGCCGGCUGCCAUCCGCCUCAUCCCUCGCAGGCCGGGGGGCCCCCUGCACAGGGUGCAGCGUUUGGGUACCCAGCCUGGGCUGAGGGCAGGGGCGGUGGCGGGGUCUACCGAGGCUCAAGCGAGCUUAACAUGCCAGAGAAGCAGGGAACAGAGCUACAGCCCAGUUCGCCCUGAGCACAAAGACCCAGCGAGCAGAGGAGUGUGAAAUAUGCCCCCCCCAAGAUCAGCACGCAGGAGUGCGGGGCCUGAGCCCCAGGGAAUUGUCUCCCCCGCGGGCGUCACAGCUGGCAGUGCCACGCAGGCAGGAGUUCUGCAGGCUGGACAAGCUGCCCUGGCACGCUGGUGUUCGUGACACAGCUUGUCGCCAGGGCAGUGUGUGCCCUCGCACACCCACAGGGCACCUUUCCCUGGGGACUGAGAGAGGAGCGGCCAGGCUGGGCAGCCCUGGGGUCCCUCGAGCCCGGUCUCCUGCGUCCACCCCGGCCAGCGCCAGCUGCUUGAGAGGAAGGUGUCAGAAUUGGGGCUCCCAUGCCUGGACGCCGGAGGCAGCGCGGCCACAGCAGCCUGGAUGCAGAUGGAGCCAGCUGGAGGCACCAGGGCUGCCCCCCUAGUGCAGCCUGGGGGCCCAGAGCCCACCCCAUUGCGGGUGCUGCAGCCUGCCGAGCUCUCUCUCACCCCUGGCGGGCCAGCAGCGGUGACGGCCUUUUCCAGGACCCUACGCCUGUACAGCAGCCCCGUGCCUGGGGACAGCGCCCCCUCCAGGCCCCUGGUGGUGCUGCUGCCCUGGUUUGGCGCCCGGCCCCGCUCCAUGGCGAGGUACCUGGAGCUCUAUCUGCCGCGCGGCCUGGACGUGCUGGUGGUGGAGAGUGACCUGAGCCACUUCCUAUGGCCCCGGCACGGGCUGGCCUACGCGGCCUGUGUGCUGGGCCUGCUCCGGGACAGCCAGCCCUUCUGCUCCCGCCCGCUGCUUGUUCAUGCCUUCUCCAUCGGCGGCUACACCUUCGCCCAGAUGAUGGUGCACAUGAGUCGGGAGCCGCAGCGGCACCGGCAGCUGGCAGAGAGGAUCCGGGGCCUGGUGUACGACAGCCUGGUGAUGGGCAGCCUGGGGAACAUGGCGCUGGGCGUGGCUCAGAUGAGCAGCUCCCCGGCCUUCCGGCCCCUCGUCAGGGGAGGCACCAGGCUCUACUUCAGCCUCCUGCACGGCUGCACCGUGCGGUACUACAAAGCGGCCCAGGGCGUGGUCUCCCGGCCGCCGCUUCGCUGCCCCGUCCUGCUCUUCUAUUGCUGCAACGACCCCCUGAGCGACCCCGCCCGGGUGCAGGAGCUGCUGGAGAGCUGGAGGGGGCGGGGAUCCAGGUGCAGGCCCAGGGCUGGCAGGACUCGUGCCAUGCAGCCCAUCUGCGCCAGCACCCCCAGGAGUACCAGCGGGUGCUGCAGGGAUUCCUGGAGCGGCUGGACCUGGCCCUGCUCCGAGCCAGGCUCUAGGAGCUGGGGCUGGGUUGGCCCAGGAGCCCCCCCUCACACGGCUGGGGUGACAUGCAGCUGCUGCAGCCGGAGCCCUGCUCGUCCCUGGCAGGCAGGGGACUCCUGCCCUCCCACCACCCAGCCUCCAGCCGUGCCAUUCGCCUUCCUCAGCUGGCCCUGCCGGGCAGGCCAGGGUCCAUGGGCACGUUGCCUGACUGGGUGGCCUCGGGCACAGAGCACGGUACCAGCUGCUGCAACACGGACACCCCGGCUGCGGGAGGGGGAAAGCCAUCGAGUCCUCUGCCCCAGGGAGGCAUGAUGGGCACCUGCUUGCUCUAGCCCCAGUGGGCUGAGUGGUGCUGGGGCCAACGGGGAGCAGGUGGGGGGAGGCAGAUUUCCCCCAGGUGGGUUGAUGAGGGGGGAGGGCAGCCCUCCCCUCGCCCAGUUUCACCUCUGCCCUGGGCUGGACUGGGACAGGCUGCUGGGGGCUGCGCUGGACAAAGAUGAACUCGCAACUCGGCGGCUCCACCUCCCACCAGGAGCCAGCUGCCGUUGUGCACCUGCCCCCUCCCGGCACCGAGCAAAGGCCCCUCGCAGGGCCUCGGGGAAUGGCCAGGCGGAGCAGGGAUGGGGGCUCGGGGGAGCAUUUCAUGCUAGUUUCAACACAGUUUUUUAACCCCAUCUGUAAACUGGUUUGAAAUCCCCCCGGACACCGGAUCCUGCCAUGCCCUGAUUCCACCGUGCAGCUGCCACUGGUCCUCCAGCCACGUGCCCUAGCACUGCUCAGGCAGGCCCUGGGCCCAGUCCUCACCCCCUUCUCCCCCGGGCUGGUGGUUUGCCAUAGCGAGGCGGGCUGGAGUCCAGCUCCGCGUGCUCCCCCCCACCAGCCGCUGCCAGGCCCGAUGCUGCAUUACUUUAUUAUUUUUCAAUACACAAUUACAAACACUGGA
Chrysemys picta bellii (western painted turtle) is the source of this 3158-nucleotide messenger RNA. Lineage: Eukaryota; Metazoa; Chordata; Testudines; Emydidae. The record is from RefSeq and is a predicted model, not a curated record.